This is a messenger RNA of Chaetomium strumarium, 1911 nucleotides long. RefSeq lists its product as uncharacterized. The record is from RefSeq and is a predicted model, not a curated record. The transcript has 7 exons. Lineage: Eukaryota; Fungi; Ascomycota; Sordariomycetes; Sordariales; Chaetomiaceae. The coding region runs from base 497 to 1852 and encodes 451 amino acids.
CUGGGGCUGCCACAUCCCGGUCACACUGCGCCCACCAGGAAGAUUUUGCCAUUUCUUCGUCUUCUCUCGCAUUCCCUACACAACCACGAGACGGGAUUCGUAACUUCUUCAGGAUCUGCAUUAGUAUCUGCGUUAGCUUUGCGGAGCGCCUCAGGGGCUGGCAGGGCCGACUGGGGAAAUCAGCUUGGGUAUCCAUUGACGUUCACGAGCCCUUUCUUGCCCGGGACUAGCUUCACAGAGGAUGUCCGACCACUCGAUACCUACACACAGCUGGGGCCAAGUACCGCCCAGGCAUCAUCUUUACCCUCGUACUCUUGUCCUCGGCAGCUGAUUGGGAUUCGAGAAGCUUGACUCGAGGCCAAAAUUCAAGAGGGUUGCUCCUUCAGGGGCAACCCAUCACUGACUAUCACCUCGGCAAUUCGCCAUUGGGCUUAAAGCCGCCCAGCUGGUGUGUGCGUUGAGACGGUGAGAUAUUGUGCGCAUUGCGCGCAACGCAAUGACCCCCGAAAACCAUUGCCCCGGUCCGACUCCUUCAAACUCCCCCGCCGCUCGUCAACAGCGCUCUCUCCCCGCCAGAGCGACUGUCAAGAUGGGUUGGACAUACAACACCAAAGACCCCAACGCCCCGACGAUAGGGCCUAUGAUUACUGGCGUCACUAGCGCUCUUACUAUCCUCUCGCUCGUCACCGUCUGCCUCCGGACGUACUGCCGGGUAGUCAUCCUCAAGGCUUUUGGCAUCGACGAUUGGAUCAUCCCGGUAACAUGGGUCGCUGCUGCCGGGUUUGCCAUCGUCACCAUCGUCCAGACAAAAUGGGGCCUCGGGCUACGCCAUAUCGAUGACCUUCCCGCUGAAGACAUCUACAACUUUGGUCUUCUCCAAUACAUCGGCGCUCCAUUCUACAUCAGCAGCAUCCUGGGGUUCAAGCUCGCCCUGCUCUUCUCGUACCUGCGCUUCGUCCCGAUGGGCAUCUACCGCCACGCCGUGCACGGCGUCAUCACGGCAUGCAUCCUGUUCCACCUCGCCUUCCUGAUCGUGCAGAUCAACCUCUGCCAGCCCGCCCGGAAGCAGUGGGACCCCUCCGUCACCUGGGGCACGUGCAUCGCCGGCGUGCCCUUCUACACCUCGGUGGCCUCCAUCACGAUCCUCUUUGACGUGACAGUAAUGCUCCUCCCCUUCCCAAUCCUCCUCAAAUCCCGCAUCCAAACCCGCAAGAAGCUCGUGCUGCUCGCCCUCUUCGGCCUGGGCACCUUCAUCACCGUCAUCCAGAUCAUCCGCAUCCAGACGGUCAAGCGGCUGGUGCACUACACCGACUCGGCGCCCCUGAUCCUCUGGUCGGCCGUCGAGAACAACCUGGGCCUCAUCGUCGCCAACGUGCCUACGCUGGCCCCGCUCGUCAAGUACUACCAUGAGCAGCGCAGUUCCCGCGGCGGGAGCAAGGGCGGCAAUAACACCCACGGCGGCCUCCCGUCCGGCUACGGCGGGAAUACUAAAACUAAUAAUAAUAGUGGUGGUGUCGGUGCUAGCCUAGGAUACGCCCGGGGCUCGCGCUAUGCGCGCAGCCGGCUGUCGUCCAGGGCGGCGGCGGGCAUGCAGGCGUUGGGAAGCAUGGGCGGCGCGAGCGUGCACGACGGGACCGAGCUGGGCAGCUUCGGUGCCGCGGGCAGGUGUGUGAGUAGUAACGGCAAGGGCAAUGGGAGCAUGGAUUCGAUUUUGGAUAGUAGUAGUAGUGGGCGGAGUAUUGAUGAUGAGGAGGCCGGCAAGGUCGAUAGGCACCGGGAUGAUGAUGAUGGAAUGGUGGUGGUGCCUGGGGCCAUCAGCAAGAAGGUUGAGGUUGUUAUCACGCGAACUUGAGAAACUCUGUUUUUUCCUUUUCCUUUUACUUUUCUUUUUCUUUUCUUUUUUUGUUUUUU